AUCUUCUUUAUUUACGCCUUGAGCAUAGUUAAAUAUUCCAGAAGCAAACCCUUCCCUACCAUCCCACACGGCCAUUCAAUUUUAUUCAAUUGCCGCGAUGGUCAACUCUUGGGCAGCUCUGCGCAGGCGUCAAAGUUCCUUCAGCACGGAUAAAAACAAGGCGGAUAUCUGGUAGAGCCACAGUUCCCAAGAUGAGGUCGGCCCAGUGGUUUGUACUUCUCUGUUGCUCUUUCUGGUUCUUGGGCGGCGAAUGCAGUUUGGCGGGCAAGGAUGCCUGGCUGCGCCCCGGCUGCCACAAAGUGGGCAACACGCGCAAGAUUUCUAUCCCUGAUUGUGUGGAGUUCACCAUAACAACCAAUGCCUGUCGGGGAUUUUGUGAAUCAUAUUCUGUGCCGUCGAUUCCUUGGGCAGGGGCCUCGCUUACUGGACUGUUCAAGCCACCGAAGCCGGUGGUAAGUGUCGGCCAAUGUUGCAACAUGAUGAAAUCCGAGGAGAUACAACGUCGCGUACUGUGCAUUGAGGGCAUUCGAAAUGUCACCUUUAAAAGUGCCGUGUCCUGCAGCUGUUAUCAUUGCAAAAAGGACUAGAGCCAAAUUUUCAAACAGCAUUGAGCUAAGUGUAUGCCUGAGCCACUUGAUUGAUUUUGUUUAGCAAUAUGUAUACAUAAACUAUCCUGUAAUUGUUAUUUCCUCGA
Messenger RNA from Drosophila miranda, 694 nucleotides. RefSeq names its product thyrostimulin alpha-2 subunit (gene Gpa2). Gene Ontology annotation, molecular function: hormone receptor binding. Lineage: Eukaryota; Metazoa; Arthropoda; Insecta; Diptera; Drosophilidae. The record is from RefSeq and is a predicted model, not a curated record. The coding region runs from base 192 to 587 and encodes 131 amino acids. The transcript is spliced from 2 exons. Gene Ontology annotation, biological process: cell surface receptor signaling pathway.